AGAUCCAUGAGGCAAAAAAAUAAUAAUAAUAUAAUAAAUAUUAAAUAAAUUUAAGGGGAAAAAAAAAUGGAAAAAGAAAAAGGAAAUCCAUAUUAUUUUGUUGCUGGCUUGCUGGUCUGAUCGCGACGAGAUAACGAAUCUUGUUGUGCGCAGAGAGUCCUCGUUGUCCAAUUCACCAAUGCGAAAAUCGGAUUGUCCGAGCAGAUCGGAAAUUCGGAGCUUCAGGUGAAAGGAACACAAAAAAAAAAAAAAAAAAAAGGGGAAAAAAAAAAGAGAGGAUUAAUGGUUCUGGCGCGAAAUUCAUAGCCAGGUAGUUUUGAAACUAGGGUUUUCUGAAGAUUUUUCCGAACGGGGAAUAUGAAAAAAAUGCGAAAUUGCUGAGUAGUUGCUGUCCCAAGGAUACUGGACUGUGAAAUUUGGGAAAAAAAUUGGAUGAAUUAUUUUGCGGGAAAUUGGAGAAAUCUGAGAGUUAUUUGAGAAUUGGCGGGUUGAUUUCGGCGGAGAAAUUGGUGAUGAAUUUGGAUGUGGGAUAGAUAGCGAUGGGAUCGGAUUCUUCUGAGCUAAUUGGAUUUGUUGAGAAAGCGAUGUCGCGGGAAAAUAAGAGAGAAGAAGAGUGCGUUUGUUGGCUAUAAAAAGGAACUUCUUUUUUUGUUUUUUGGUUUUCAGAAGAUCGGGAAACAAGCAAGUCAGUCUUUUAUUCUAAAGCAAGGGAUGGCAACUCGAGUAGAGCCUCCAAAUGGGAUUGGAUCACAAGGAAAGCAUUACUAUUCCAUGUGGCAGACCUUGUUCGAGAUUGAUACUAAGUAUGAGCCCAUCAAGCCCAUCGGUCGAGGUGCAUAUGGCAUUGUCUGCUCUUCUAUAAACAGGGAAACCAAUGAGAAAGUUGCAAUUAAGAAAAUAAACAAUGCGUUUGAGAACCGUGUGGACGCUCUGAGAACCCUGCGAGAACUCAAGCUUCUUCGUCAUCUUCGACAUGACAACGUGAUUGCUUUGAAGGACGUAAUGAUGCCUAUUCAUAGGAAGAGUUUCAAGGAUGUGUACUUGGUUUAUGAACUCAUGGAUACAGAUCUGCAUCAGAUUAUCAAGUCUUCUCAAGCACUUAGCAAUGACCACUGCCAGUAUUUCCUCUUUCAGUUGCUUCGAGGCCUUAAGUAUCUCCAUUCUGCUAACAUCCUCCAUCGUGACUUGAAGCCCGGAAACCUUCUCAUCAAUGCAAACUGUGACUUAAAAAUAUGUGAUUUUGGGCUAGCUCGUACUAGAAAUGGUAAGGGCCAAUUCAUGACUGAGUAUGUUGUCACUCGCUGGUACCGGGCACCUGAGCUCCUGCUCUGUUGUGACAACUAUGGGACAUCCAUUGAUGUGUGGUCUGUUGGAUGUAUCUUUGCUGAGCUGCUAGGCCGGAAACCCAUCUUUCCCGGUACAGAGUGUCUCAACCAGCUCAGGUUGAUAAUUAACAUCCUUGGCAGCCAGAGAGAGGAGGAUCUUGAAUUUAUAGACAAUCCAAAGGCAAAGAAGUACAUUAAAUCAAUCCCAUAUACCCCAGGGACCCCCUUCUCGCAUCUUUACCCCAAUGCGCAUCCUUUGGCAAUUGAUCUGCUGCAAAAGAUGCUUGUUUUUGACCCUUCAAAGAGGAUCGCCGUGAGUGAUGCUCUCCAACACCCUUAUAUGUCCGCACUGUACGAUCCUAGUUCCAACCCUCCGGCCCAGGUACCGAUUGAUCUUGACAUAGAUGAGGAUUUAGGGGAAGAGAUGAUAAGGGAGAUGAUGUGGAAAGAAAUGGUUCACUACCAUCCUGAAGCUGCUACAGCGAAUGUGGAGGUGAUAUCCUAACCUCUUCUUUCUAGGUUCUAUGGAGAAGCUUGGAAAAUGGCUCUGGUUUUUAAGUAGCUUUAUUUUUAUGUUAAUCUUAGAGAACCCUUGUCGACUUCGUCUUUUAAUCUUGAAGCAGCAUGAAAUGGUUAGCUUUCCUGUGACUCUGUGAAAUAACCCCCCCUUUUUUUUUUGAAUCUAUUUGUCAAUGGUAACUGAGCCUGAGCCUCUGCAUGGUAAUUGGUCUCUUUUUAAGUUGUAUAUAGGUGUGCUGUGUUUGUAUGGUUAUUGAGACCUGUUCUUGUUUUGUAAAUUAAGAGCUGAUUUAUGACGACACUGUUUUAUGUUGACGCAAUUUUGUAUGAUCCAACUUCUACAAUCAGCUUUUCUAUGAAACUUGUUUUUUUAAUUGAA
Molecule: messenger RNA, 2223 nt
Organism: Ziziphus jujuba (common jujube)
Lineage: Eukaryota; Viridiplantae; Streptophyta; Magnoliopsida; Rosales; Rhamnaceae
Product: mitogen-activated protein kinase homolog NTF3
Exons: 3
Coding region: 712-1830 (372 amino acids)
Biological process (GO): intracellular signal transduction; protein phosphorylation
Cellular component (GO): nucleus; cytoplasm
Molecular function (GO): MAP kinase activity; ATP binding
Source: RefSeq, a predicted model, not a curated record